AUGAGUCUUUUGGAGCAUUACAUCAAGUUGGCAUUCCAAGGAGCUGAAGAUGCCAAGUUGGAAAGUGCCAAAGUGUUUUUCAAAUUUUCGGAACAGAAUGACUCAAAAUUAGGACUCUUAGUUGAAGCUGUAGAUGCCUUGAUCCACUUAAUGACAACAGAGGAUAAUACGGAAAUUGUAAAAUAUUCUCUGAUGACUUUUAUUAAUAUUUGCAAAGAGAAAAAGUAUAUUCCUAGUAUACGAGAUACAUCAUGUUUUAAGGGAUUGGCACGAACAUUAUGCAAUCACAAUAUGAAUAUUCAAUUACUGGCCAUCAAAUGUGUGGGAUUGUUGGCUCGACAUCCUGCUUGCGGAAAAACCUUUGCAACAGAUGGAGCGCUUCUACCAAUGCUUUUCUUACUUAAACCUGAACAAGAUACAGAUCUCAUCAUUGAGGUUUGUAAGGCUCUUUCGGUAGCCCAAAUGAGAGGUGAUUGUGCUGCUAGAAUUGUUGAAGUUUGGGGACUUGAGAAACUGGGUCAACUUAUCGAACAGUAUAUCCAUGCCAACCAUGAAAAGGCCGUCUCGGUCGUGUCACACGUGACUGAAGUGUUUGCAAAUUUUUCUAGCUUUCCCAAGAUUGCAAUUUGCAUGAUGAAUACUGAAAAAUUACGCUUGGUUGAGCUGUUGCACAUACUUUUGGGAUCACAUGGCGUUUCAGUUGUUGCAAAGAGAGCAGCAGCAAAGACAUGCCUUAAUAUUAUCAACAAUGAAAAUAUUAAUGGUCAAGUGAUGCUCAAUCGUGAAUUUAUAAUUUUCAUCAUGCAACGGCAUUCAGAAAAAGACUUUUUAAUCAGGCAUACAUUGGCAAAAACUCUAGACAAUGCAAUCACCCAAUACUCGGAAGAAGCUGUCCAGAAAAUUAUUGAGGAAAAUAUGGAUGUUGGUUUCAUCGAAUGGAUGAUAAAAUCAAAUGGAUGCGAUCGUAUCCAAGUUAUGGUGUUAAAAUUGUUUAUCAGUCGGAAAUGGAUAUGCGCUGACAGAAGCCAUUUGUUUUCAUCCACGUUCGUACCCAGUCUCGUUCAAACGAUCAAGGAAACAAUAUCAACUAGUGUGAAGAGAAUGUGUGAUGAAGCUCUUUAUCAUUUCUCAGGAAUGGACAGGUUCAAGAAGGAAAUUGUGGAUGCUCGAGGAGGAGAAAUAUUAAUUCCUGCUCUCACCUUCAAAGAUGUUAUUUCGAAAUAUUGGUGCGUGAGAACAUUGGCGAGAAUUAUUCGAUCCAAGGAAUUUGCGCUUCAGUUUGUAAAGCAAUUUUCAGUUGUAAGGCCUGCAGUCAACUGUUUCUUAAUGACACAUCCCCAAAGUACAGAUCCAGUUGAGGAUUUCAUUUUCAUUAGCACACUUUCUAUCUUGUCUAACAUUUCAGAAACAAGAGAAUUUAGAGUUUAUUUUGUUCAAUCGGGAGGAAUUAACAAGUUACUUGAUAUUUUAGAAGAUCCAAAUACUGUACCCAUGAAAAUGAUACAAUGUUUAAUAAUUGUCAUUUCCUAUGUGAACAGUGCAAAUAAGGAGAGCUCUGGAAAUGCCAACCUCAAACUGGUACCAGAGAAAAAAUUAUGUAAGGUGGUUGAGAAUAUCACCUCUCGAAAUUUUUCGCUCUCUGCCAAAGUUAUUGAACUAAUAUCUGCUUAUUCUCAACAUUCCAACUCACCCAUCCACAAUUUCUGGAAUAUUCUUUACAACAAAUGCCUUAAUUUGGUGCGUUGCAAUGAAGAUUACAACUCGUAUCUUUAUCAAAGAAUUACGUGCUUCACAACCCUGACAUCUAUUUUAACAAAAGAUUAUGUUUGGUUUAAUUUGGACUUGAACAUGAUAGCGUUGCAUUAUCUCACAAUUUUUAUUAAUAGCAAUUUAUUGAGUCAUUUGAAGCGGAUUUCUGCUAAAGGCCUAUGCAUGAUUGGCGAGAAAAGCCCUUCAACUCUUUCAGCUUUAUUACCUUCAUAUUGUAGAAAGCUUCAGCUUACUCACAAGGAUCAUGUAUUUACUGAAAAAACAAAUUUCAGUGAUUGCUCUUCGUUUUGUCAAUUUCUGCAACGAUUUCUUCAGUUUUUUGAAAUGGAAAAGCAAAAAAAGCUUCGAAAAUAUAUGCUCUUCUCGCGUAUUCAAAGAUUUCUAACGUUCUUACUCCACUUUGUGAGAGAGAAAAAGGAAAAUGAACAAAUUGUUGAAAAGUUAAUUCGACAAGCAAGUGAAAACUGGGAAGACGAGCAAGCUAGAAGAAAACGAAUGCUUCAAAAUCCCAUGCUGCAUUAUAGGCCAAAAAUCCACAACCACCAUUACGAUACGGGCCAAAAGAACAAUUCCAUCACAAAUAACAACAGCACUUCUUGCUUGAACGAAUUCAUUCCCUACCAACCUACGUCUACAGACAGUCGAAUCAGGCUUGCAGAAUUCAUCUCUCGCAGAGAAUACGCUCCCAUUCAUUCACAACAUAUCCAUUCACAAGGCAAAGACUCAAAAAAAGAGGACACUACUGAUUUAUUUAAGAAACUGGGAGGAAGUGGUACUUUUGCAAACACCGUCGUGUAUAAUAAGAAAAUUCACAAAAAACAAAAAUUGAUCAUGGACCAGCAAAACAACAACAAGCCCACAUCGUUGUUGGACCAAUGGGAAGAAGAAUAUAGUAGCAAAAUUCCAAAACGACCAGCAUCUGCAAGUGUCAUCUCACGAAAUGCUAUCACUACUACUGCUGCUCUGAUGAAGAAACCACAACGUAAAGUGGUAGAAGAUCUAGACCCAGAGUUAGUGAGAAAAUACUUGAAACGAAGUGAGCAUAUGGGUAUUGUAAAAACAAACACUCUCCCUAAACCAAAAAUUGUUUCCCAUUAUAGGUAUCGAUGA
Naegleria lovaniensis is the source of this 2880-nucleotide messenger RNA. RefSeq lists its product as uncharacterized. The record is from RefSeq and is a predicted model, not a curated record. Bases 1 to 2880 code for a protein of 959 amino acids. NCBI's taxonomy places the organism in Eukaryota, Heterolobosea, Eutetramitea, Acrasida, Naegleriidae. The transcript is spliced from 6 exons.